AUGAAGCAACUCGCUUGGAUCACAGCGCUCUUCGCGAAUGUGGCCGUGGGCCUGACACCUGCGGAAUGGCGUACCCAGUCCAUCUACUUUUUGUUGACUGAUCGCUUUGGUCGGACGGACAGCUCGACCACUGCAGCAUGCGAUGUUGCAGACCGGAUAUAUUGUGGAGGCAGCUGGCAAGGCAUCAUCAAUCAACUGGAUUAUAUCCAAGGCAUGGGCUUCACAGCCAUUUGGAUCACACCAGUGACCGAGCAGCUGUCCGCAGAUACCGGAGAUGGCGAAGCAUACCAUGGAUACUGGCAGCAGAAAAUAUACGAUGUCAACACAAACUAUGGCUCAGCUGAUGAUCUGUUGGCGUUGUCGACCGCUCUGCACGAUCGAGGAAUGUAUCUGAUGGUGGAUGUCGUGGCGAAUCAUAUGGGCUAUGCUGGAGCAGGCACAUCAGUAGACUACAGUGUCUUUGAUCCAUUCGACUCGUCAUCCUACUUUCAUUCCUAUUGCCUCAUCAGCAACUAUGAUAACCAAACCAACGUGGAAGAUUGCUGGCUGGGAGAUACCACUGUCUCUUUGCCAGAUCUCAACACAGACCUGACAUCGGUACAGACAAUCUGGUAUGACUGGGUCGCAGAUUUAGUCUCCAAUUACUCCAUUGACGGGCUGCGAAUUGACACUGUUAAACAUGUUCAAGAAUCAUUCUGGCCUGACUACAAUGAUGCUGCAGGCGUCUACUGUGUCGGUGAAGUCUUUGAUGGGGACCCAGCCUACACUUGUCCAUACCAGAACUACUUGGAUGGUGUGCUGAAUUACCCAGUCUACUACCAACUUCUCUAUGCAUUCGAGGACUCAAGUGGUAGCAUAAGUGAUUUAUACAACAUGAUCAAUUCAGUUGCCUCAGACUGCGCCGAUCCCACUCUUCUGGGGAAUUUUAUCGAAAACCAUGAUAACCCUCGAUUUGCCUACUACACUGAUGAUUACUCACAGGCUAAAAAUGUGAUCUCCUUCGUCUUCCUGUCAGAUGGCAUCCCAAUCAUCUAUGCAGGACAAGAGCAACACUACGACGGGGGCAGCGAUCCUGACAAUCGUGAAGCCACUUGGUUAUCUGGAUACUCUACUACUGCAGAGCUGUACGAAUACAUUGCCGCGACAAACAAAAUCCGGACUCUCGCGAUAUCUGCAGAUUCUUCCUAUAUCACUACACUAAAUGCCCCAUUCUACCAAGAUAGCAACACUAUAGCCAUGAAAAAAGGAUCGAGUAGCUCGCCAGUCAUCACUGUACUCUCAAAUUAUGGUGCGAGCGGGAGCUCAUACACCCUUUCCCUCAGUGGGAGUGGAUAUUCGUCGGGCACCGUGCUAAUGGAGAUGUACACUUGCACUUCCGUGACAGUCGACUCCAGUGGAAACAUUGCUGUUCCAAUGGCAUCUGGUCUACCCCGUGUCCUCAUGCUGUCCUCUUCUGUAUCUGGCAGUGGGCUCUGUGGAACUUCCACCUCCACUUCCACCACAGGCACUGAAACUACGACCAAAGCCUCCACAACGACCACGAGUACAACUGCAAAGUUGACCACCAGUACGACCACAACUUCCAAGACAUCCACUAGUACAUGUUCUCAAGCCACUGCUUUACCAGUGCGCUUUGAGGAAGUUGUCACCACCACUUGGGGCGAGAACAUUUAUAUCUCAGGCUCCAUCAGCGCACUCGGAGACUGGGAUACAGAUGAUGCUAUCGCUUUAUCAGCCGCUGAUUACACAUCUUCCAAUCCAGUGUGGUAUGUCGUUGUCACCCUUCCAGUGGGAACAGCCUUCGAGUACAAGUUCCUCGAGAAGACGGAUGGAUCGUCAGUUAUUGGAUGGGAGAGUGACCCAAACCGGUCCUACACAGUUCCAACGGGCUGCGCAGGUGCAACCGCGACUGUCACGGCGACUUGGAGAUAG
This is a messenger RNA of Penicillium pulvis, 1932 nucleotides long. RefSeq names its product putative alpha-amylase. Bases 1 to 1932 code for a protein of 643 amino acids. NCBI's taxonomy places the organism in Eukaryota, Fungi, Ascomycota, Eurotiomycetes, Eurotiales, Aspergillaceae. Gene Ontology annotation, molecular function: alpha-amylase activity; starch binding; calcium ion binding. Gene Ontology annotation, biological process: carbohydrate catabolic process. The record is from RefSeq and is a predicted model, not a curated record. The transcript has 9 exons.